Messenger RNA from Leptosia nina, 369 nucleotides. NCBI's taxonomy places the organism in Eukaryota, Metazoa, Arthropoda, Insecta, Lepidoptera, Pieridae. The record is from the annotation of a GenBank genome assembly.
AUGUCCACACGAGCAGUUGAUUUAGCAAACAGACGUAAAAGUGUAUCCGUCCACUGUUCAAAGGAGUGCGACAAUGAAAAAAGCAAAGUCAGCUCAAUCGUAUCGCUUCGUCUAAAGGCUACCCGGUCAAUUCUGAGAAAAGCUUUGUCAAAACUAAAGCCGAUCUCACCAAAGGUGCGAAGCUUUGUCGCGCAAACGAUAGAAAAUUUCAAAAGAUAUAAACCAGCGGACGAGUCUCGAGUGAACAGCCGCUCGAGAAAGAUUCUAAUUAAUGACUCCAAACAAAACAUACCAACCUUGAACGCACGAUUUCAAAACAAGACAAUAAAAAGUUGGACGUUAUUAUUCAUACCCUCUAUAAUUUCAUAG